Messenger RNA from Arabis nemorensis, 1251 nucleotides. The record is from the annotation of a GenBank genome assembly. Lineage: Eukaryota; Viridiplantae; Streptophyta; Magnoliopsida; Brassicales; Brassicaceae.
AUGGCUGCUAGUUCUACAACAACAUCAUGGGAAGAGCUCUUAGGCUCAAAGAAUUGGGACACUCUCUUAGACCCAUUAGACCAAUCACUUCGCCAACUCAUUCUCCGUUGCGGCGACUUUUGUCAAGCCACUUACGAUGCUUUCGUCAAUGACGAGAACUCCAAGUACUGUGGAGCCAGCCGCUACGGCAAAUCUUCAUUCUUCGACAAGGUCAUGCUCGAAUCUGCUUCUGACUAUGAGGUUACAAGCUUCCUUUAUGCCACUGCUCGUGUGGCUCUCCCUGAAGGUUUGCUGCUCCACUCACAAUCAAGAGAUUCUUGGGACCGUGAGUCUAACUGGUUUGGUUACAUAGCUGUAACGUCUGAUGAACGGACCAAGGCUUUAGGACGCCGUGAGAUCUACGUGGCUCUGAGAGGGACGAGUAGGAACUAUGAGUGGAUCAAUGUUUUGGGAGCUAGGCCUACUUCAGCUGAGCCGUUGCUGAAGGGACCGGACCAGAACGGUUCUGGUUCUGCUGUAGUUGGAGCUGAUACUACUUAUGGUAGUGACAGUGAAGACGAAGAGGGAUGUAAGGUGAUGCUUGGGUGGCUCACAAUCUAUACUUCUGAUCACCCGGAUUCGAAAUUCACUAAGCUGAGUCUACGGUCACAGCUGCUAGCUAAGAUCAAGGAGCUUCUAGUGAAGUAUAAAGACGAGAAACCGAGCGUCGUGUUGACUGGACAUAGCUUGGGAGCUACAGAGGCUGUUAUCGCUGCGUAUGACAUAGCUGAGAACGGUUCCAAUGGUGAUGUUCCGAUAACUGCUAUUGUGUUUGGUUGUCCACAGGUAGGUAACAAGGAGUUCAAGGAUGAAGUAACAAGUCAUAAGAACUUAAAGAUUCUCCAUGUGAGGAACAAGAUUGAUCUCUUAACUCGAUACCCGGGAGGACUUUUGGGGUAUGUGGAUAUAGGAAUCAACUUUGUGAUCGAUACAAAGAAGUCACCAUACCUGAAGGAUUCAAGGAAUCCAGGGGAUUGGCACAAUCUUCAGGCAAUGCUCCAUAUCGUUGCGGGAUGGAAUGGGAAGAAAGGAGAGUUUAAACUGAUGGUGAAGAGAAGUAUUGCAUUAGUGAACAAAUCAUGUGAGUUCUUGAAAGAUGAGUGUUUAGUGCCAGGAAUUUGGUGGGUGGAGAAGAACAAAGGAAUGAUCAAGAACGAAGAUGGCGAAUGGGUCAUUGCUCCGGUUGAAGAAGAACCUGAACCUGAAUUCUGA